AUGCCCUUUUCGCCUUGCGAUCCCCUAGCCAAUCACGCCAAAAGGCUUUGUCCAAAACUAGGUCACGAAACGCAAGAAAAUUGGGGUGUUGUUCAUGACUUAAAUCUGCCCGCAUGGAUUGAAAUGGAAAUCACGCAGCUAAAUUGUGCCAAAUACACACCAUCUAUCAAGUACCCCGAUCGAUGCGGAUGCGGUCGAUUCUUGGAGGAACACGACAUCGAAGUGAUUCAGGAGGUCCAAAUGAAUUCAACGAUUCCACUUGGCCCAGCUGAGCCGGAACGAUGGCAAGUGAAGACCCACACUCGGGCAGUACCCACGACGGCUUUCGGAACCGUCGAAUUUCAAGGUGGUCCACAUCCUACCAAAGCGAGAAAGGUGGGAUUAUAUCCCCAAUCAUUAUGCUCGAUUCACGGUUAUGAAGAACUUGGACUCAAAGACUUUGAGCUUCAGAUGGUACAAUCUCCCAACGUAGAGAAA
This is a messenger RNA of Rodentolepis nana, 477 nucleotides long. The record is from the annotation of a GenBank genome assembly. NCBI's taxonomy places the organism in Eukaryota, Metazoa, Platyhelminthes, Cestoda, Cyclophyllidea, Hymenolepididae.